Menidia menidia (Atlantic silverside) is the source of this 3883-nucleotide messenger RNA. The record is from the annotation of a GenBank genome assembly. NCBI's taxonomy places the organism in Eukaryota, Metazoa, Chordata, Actinopteri, Atheriniformes, Atherinopsidae.
GAGGAGGCAGCUGAUUUUUUUUUUUAGUGGGGAAAAGACUCACUACACAGUUAGUUCUCUCCUGCCAGACGGGAAACGCGGAUCGUUUUUUUUUUAAGAGGGGGGGGCUUUAAAAAACUAAUGACAACGGACAGCUGGCUGUAUAACGGAAAAAAAGGGGAACCGAGCUUGUAAUUAGCCCCCUUUAAAAUUAACGACGUUGGAGUUUUAGAAGGGGUCGUUUUUUUUUUUCUCCGGAGGUUUGUGAUGCUGGUUGCCCGCGCGCCCCGCUCCCUGUUGUGCGUGCUGAGUUGCGCGUGGUGGCUGCACGCAUCCCGACUCAAGUCUCCAGCUCUGCCCAUCCAGUCCGAGAGGGAACCGCUGCCCUCCAAAGGCUCCUCAGGAUGUUCCUUUGGAGGUCGGUUUUACUCUCUGGAAGACAUGUGGCACCCAGAUCUCGGGGAGCCCUUCGGCGUCAUGCACUGUGUCCAGUGCUACUGCGAGCCUCAGAAGAGUCGUCGCGGUAAGGUGCUUGGAAAAGUGAAUUGCAGAAACAUCAAACAGGACUGCCCGGAACCGGACUGCGACGAUCCGGUCCUGAGGCCUGGUCAUUGCUGCAAAACCUGCCCGAAAGGUGUCGCUGACCACAAACUGGCCGACCCUCUGCUGGACAGCUUCGAGUAUUUCCACGAGAAGGGCAAAGAGGACGAUCUCCACAAGUCCUACAACGACAGAUCCUACCUGAGCUCGGAGGAUACGAGCCCGGGGGAGAGCCGGACCGAUUUCGUGGCCCUGCUGACAGGAGUGACAGACUCAUGGCUGCCCGGCUCCAGUGGAGUUGCCAGAGUUCGUUUCACUCUGACCAGAAGCAGCUUGGCCUUCUCCGUCACAUACCAGAGAAUGGAGCGCCCUGGAAAAAUCGUCUUCCUGGAUUCAGAUGGGAGCGCCGCUUUUGAGUAUAAAGUCCCCAGGGGACAGUCAGACAUGAUCUGUGGAGUCUGGAAGAACGUGGCGAAACCUCUCAUUCGGCAGCUUCAAUCCGAGCAAAUGCACAUCAGCAUGAGCACAUCUGCGGGCCGGAGAGAAGAAGUGGAGGGGAAGAUCAUCAAGCACAGGGCGCUGUUUGCCGAAACGUUCAGCUCGGUGCUGACCUCGGAGGAGGAGAACUCGGGCAUGGGGGGGAUCGCCCUGUUAACGCUGAGCGACACGGAGAACAACCUGCACUUUAUCCUCAUCCUGCAAGGUCUGACCAGACACAAAGAAAAAGAACCCCAUUUGGUGCCUAUUCGGGUUCAGCUGAUGUACCGCCAUCAUGUCCUGAGAGAGAUCCGAGCCAACAUCACUUCUCACGAUCCAGAUUUCGCAGAGGUGCUGACGGACCUGAACGGCCGAGAGCUCUUCUGGUUGUCUCGCGGUCAGCUGGAGAUCGCCGUGGCGACCGUGGGCCAUCGACACCGAGAGAUCUCCGGUUUCAUCACCGGGAGAAAAUCUUGCGACACCAUUCAGAGUGUGAUGUCCAGUGGAGAUGCGCUGACCCCGGGGAAGACUGGAGGUGUGGGAUCUGCGGUCUUCAGCCUCCAUGACAACGGAACGCUGGACUAUCUGGUCCAGGUGGCGGGCCUGACCAGCGAUGUGGUCGGUCUCGGGAUCGAGCUGAAGCCGCGGCGGCGAAACAAGCGCUCCGUCCUUUACGACCUGACCCCGGAGUUCAGCAGGUCCACGGGCCGGGCGGCGGGCAGCUGGAGCCGUCUGGAGGCCCGCCACAUCCACAUGCUGCUGCAGAACGAGCUCUUCAUCAACGUGGCCACGGUCCACAACCAGGAAGGGGAGCUUCGGGGUCAGAUCAAGGCCCUGCCCUAUAGUGGCCUGGAACUGCCCAGACACGAGCUGCCCAUCCCUCUGGCUGGCCACUUCGUGUCCCCCCCGGUCAGAACCGGUGCGUCCGGCCACGCCUGGGUGUCCGUGGACAAACAGUGCCACCUGCACUACGAGAUAGUAGUGGCGGGCCUCAGUAAGGCCGACGACCUGACCGUCAACGCUCACCUACACGGGCUGGCCGAGAUCGGCGAACUGGCCGACAGCAGCACCACGCACAAGCGGCUCCUGACCGGCUUCUACGGCUCGCAGGCUCAGGGAGUUUUGAAAGAAAUCGGCGUGGAACUGCUGACGCACCUGGACCAGGGAACGGCCUUCGUUCAAGUUAGCACCAAGAUGAACCCUCAAGGAGAAAUACGAGGACGGGUCCAUGUUCCAAACAGUUGCAGGUUUGGGGCGGGGGGGGAGGUGGAGGAGGCCGAGCUGGAUGACCUUUUCGCGAAAGACCCCGAGGAGCUGAAGAAAGACCCCCAGACCUGUUUUUUCGAAAACCAGCACCACGCCCACGGUUCCCGCUGGACACCCAACUACGACAAGUGCUUCUCGUGCAGCUGCCAGAAGCGAACGGUAAUCUGCGAUCCGGUCAUCUGUCCAGUGUUGACCUGCCCCAGGACCGUUCAGCCCGAGGACAAGUGCUGCCCGAUGUGUGACGAGAGGAGGGAGCCCAAAGACAUGAAGGCUUCAGAGCGAGUCGAUGAACACCCCGAGGGUUGCUACUUUGAAGGCGACCAGAAGAUGCAUGCCCCAGGAACCACAUGGCAUCCGUUUGUUCCUCCCUUUGGGUUCAUCAAAUGUGCGGUCUGCACUUGUAAGGGAUCCACGGGAGAGGUUCACUGUGAGAAAGUGACCUGUCCUCUGUUGACCUGCAGUCACCCGGUGAGACUAAGUCCCUCGGACUGCUGUAAGGAGUGUCCUGAGGAAGAGAGGAUCGCCCCCGGCCUGGAGCACAGAGACAUGAUGCAGGCGGACGGCCCCAGACACUGCAAAUUCGGAAAGAACUAUUACCAGAACAGCGACAGCUGGCACCCCUGGGUGCCGCUGGUGGGCGAGAUGAAGUGCAUCAACUGCUGGUGUGACCACGGUGUGACCAAGUGUCAGAGGAAACAGUGUCCAGUCUUGACCUGCUCUAGCAUCACCCGUACAGAGGGCUCCUGCUGUCCAGAAUGUGCCGAUUACAAAGAAGAAGACGAUUCCACGAUGAAAGCGUCGGAUAAAAGGAGAACGCGGAGACACUGAUCCCCGGAUGCACGCGUCUAAAACAGCCCCCCCGACCCCUCCAUCCUCCCCACAUGGACCAAACCCCCCCCCCAGGGAACCGUGAACUGGGCUCCCCCCUCCUCCCGGCACCUCACCCGACACCCACCCAGUUUUCAGCUUUAAGAUUGUAACGAGGAGAGCGGAGAGGAGCGAAACGGAACGAAAGUAAGAGACUUUAAAACCAAGGAUGGAAGCCACGGAGGGGGACCGACCUAACGCCAAUCGCCAGCUGCCUCCUGCUCCCCGUUUUUGCUCGUUUUUGCUCCGAGCAGCUCAGCGAGAAUUGAGGGGGAAGCUGUGAAUCCAACACGGCUGUUCCACCGGGACAGAAAUCCAGCUGGAUUUUAGUGUCGGUCACCGCCUGAGCCUUAUUUCAACAGACAGAGCUUCCUUUUGAAGCAAAGCCAUAGUCACAUGGUGUCACUGGACACGGCGAGCACGAUUGUGUGAGUGAAGGUAUACGUGUGUAGCUUUAAGGUUUAUUUUUUUUAUUUUCGAUAAAGAGCGCGACUUAGUCAGUACACAUGCCAGAAGAGAGAGAAAAAAAAAACCCGGAUAAAAUGUCAGUACGUGUCUCUUCCCACUUGUCUUAUGAGAAUAAAUUUCCACCCGUAAAAUCCUGUCGGGACCGUUUCUGUCUGUCUGGAAGAAAAAACUGUUUGUCCCUAUCUCGAGGAAUAAGGAAGUCAGUCGCUUUGAAUGAGAUUUUCAGCUGUCGUGGGAAAUGGAGCUGAUUUGUAUUUUGUAUUUAUUAAAUAGUGUGGAUUCAAAA